UCUAUGGUGUAUGGAGCAAUCGUUGGCCGUCGUGCAGUCGUAUAGACAUCGUACGUCCGUGACGUCACUACUCCGGGAGGCCCAGGUGUGUGCGUAUCAGCGCGGCGGUCCCGUGUGCACCUGGUAUCUCGCACCAUUACCAUCAGCUAUCGAAGUAGUGUAAUACAACUCGUAUUUAAUAUAAUAAUUAAUAGUAGUCUCGUAAUCUUUUCCCUAUGCGUACAUGUCCGCGAUCGUCGCUGGUGCGAUUAUGAUUCGUUUGUAGAUAAAUCAUUUUCCUCUCUCUAUCGACGACGACGAGAGGACGCCGACCGCGUACCGAGAACGCGCCCGCAAACAGUCGCCAGUCGCCACGACAUAUCGGCCGCGAUGUCCGCUUUGACCGCCGGGGUGCAAUACAGUCUGUCGUCGAACCAGAACAAUGGCCUUUUGCCCAAACAGAGGACGGGCAAGAACAAAACGCUGUUCUUCGUCAAGCUGACCGAUUCCUGUCUGAAGGCCGUCGAGGAUUACCUGCGAUGCUGUCAACAGGGUAACUCAGAAAACCUUCCAAAACCUAGAAUACAAUUUAAAGGCAAUGAAGGCCAAUUAUGCGUACCGAGCAUAUCAAAAAAUUAUACAUUUGACUUUAGUUUAUCAAAUAACGAUGUUGCUGCUCCUAGAAGUAGCUUUGAAUGUAUUCGUCAAAAUACUUCAAGAUCAUUAGAAUAUGUUGGUACCUUAAAUAGACAUAUACGAGUACUAGCAAAUGAUGAUGUAUAUGAAGCUACUAGACAUAGAAUGGUCGCUGUCGAAGAAUUACAUAAGAAAUCAUGUACACGGGAAAUUGAACUUGACAGCAAAUCAGCUCUUAGUCGCAAAAUCCGAAAAAAUCCUGCUCAAAUAAGAGCUAGCCGUCAUAAUAAUAAUACUUAUAAUAAUGUUAAUAUUACAAAUAACGUUCCAAAACCUAUAAUUUCCAAACCUAUACCCCCGCAUAUCCCUUCACCAGCCAAUCAUGCAUCAGAUAUUAGCAAAAAACCAUUACGAGAUAGAAUUAUUCAUCUUUUAGCAUUAAGGCCAUACAAGAAACCAGAAUUAAUUAGUAUAUUAAAUAGAGAUGGUUUGAAAGAUAAAGAUAGAACACAAAUAAUGUCAGUUCUUAGUCAUGUAGCACAAAUAAAAGAUAAUGUAUACUAUCUAUUAAGGCAUAUUUGGAAUGAUGUACAAGAAGACUGGCCAUUUUAUAGUAGUCAAGAUCAUAUUGUAUUAAAACGACGAAAGCCUCAAAAUUUAACACCUCCUGGAUUGAGUGAUACUGGAAGCUCUGGCAGCAGUGAACAAUCUCCAAGUAGCACUGUCCCCAGCAGUCCUCCUAAUAAUGUGCAUGGUAACAAAAGACCUGGGUACUACAAUAGUGCUGAUGGUUUCCAGACAAAAAGAUUACGUAUUUCACAUUUUAAACGACCAUCACCUGAGAAAAAAUUGUUAUCAAAUAGUCCUCCACCAAUUGUAUCUAGUACUCAAUCAACAAUACGAUCACCUACUCAUGCACCCUCUCACACUAAUCCAAUACCAAAAUAUAUUCAAGAUUUUGUACGAAUAACAAACAAGGAGCAAAAAAAGCAAUAUAAAUCAGAAUUCAUGAAAUGUCAUAAAGAAUAUAAACACCUGGCUGAAAUUAUGGAUCCUGUUCGAAAUAAAUUUGCUAAGUUAAAAGAUCGUAUGUUGCUUUAUCCUAAAGGUUCAAAUGAAUAUAAGAUUUUAGAAAACCAAAUAUUACAAGAAUAUAAUGAAAGAAAACAUGAUGAUAAAUAUCAAGCAGCUAAAACACGUUUUGACUAUCUUCAUAAUAAAUUGUCUCAUAUUAAAGAUCUGGUGCAUGACUAUGAUAAACACAAUCCAGUGUUGAUUAGAACUGCAACACCAGAUUCUUCUUGCCUAUGAGCAAUCAAUUAUUUAUAAUAUUAUUAUUUUUUUUUCUAUUUCUUUUAAAUACAAUGUAUAAUUAUUCUAAA
Molecule: messenger RNA, 1997 nt
Organism: Rhopalosiphum maidis (corn leaf aphid)
Lineage: Eukaryota; Metazoa; Arthropoda; Insecta; Hemiptera; Aphididae
Gene: Su(Tpl)
Product: RNA polymerase II elongation factor ELL
Exons: 10
Coding region: 370-1926 (518 amino acids)
Biological process (GO): positive regulation of transcription elongation by RNA polymerase II; transcription elongation by RNA polymerase II; snRNA transcription by RNA polymerase II
Cellular component (GO): transcription elongation factor complex
Molecular function (GO): cis-regulatory region sequence-specific DNA binding
Source: RefSeq, a predicted model, not a curated record